This is a messenger RNA of Styela clava, 1210 nucleotides long. Lineage: Eukaryota; Metazoa; Chordata; Ascidiacea; Stolidobranchia; Styelidae. The record is from RefSeq and is a predicted model, not a curated record.
UCUGCUCUUUCUUUUUAGAUUUUCAUUUCAGUGGCCUGCGCUCUUCUUGUUGGCUGCCUUUUACGUAAUAGUUUCCAAAUAUUGUCAGUCGCAUUUUUAUUUACAAACGUUUUAUUUAUUGUGAAGUUGAAGCCUCAAAAUGAUGUCGUCACAUUCAAGAAUUCUUGCCAAUUUGAGUUCCAAAGAAAACAUGUCACCUCGGAGAAAGGUGGGUUCUAGAUCUUCAGAAGAAGCGUUUUCAUCUACUAACCCAGAGAAUGCAUCAAAACGACGAACCGUUGAUUCCUUCAUGCUGCCAAAAACAAAAUCUUUAUUUUCAUCAAAGUCAACCAAUAAGGGAGCAAUAAAAAAACAAACAUCUAUAAAAAAUUAUUAUAAAGAAGGUUUGAAAGAAAAAUCUGAAAAUGUGAUGACCAUUUUCGAUGAAAAUAAUAAGAAUACCAAAAAGAAAACAUCUAACAAAGAAGAUGAUGCAUUCAGUAUGAUGUGUUCAGAAGAAGCUCCUGAAAAAUAUUGGGAAUUAUUAGCCGAAGAAAGAAGGAAGGGACUGGAAUCUGCUUUGAAAGAAAAUAAAGAGCUUGCAGAUGAAAUCAGGGCAAAAGAUGAAACAAUCCUGGAAUUACGAACAGAGGUUUCAGAACUGAAGGAGACUGCAAAACAUGCAGAAUAUCUGGCAACAGUACUCGAAGAAUUAGGAAAAGAAAGCAAUGUUGCUGUGAGUGAGGACGAAAGCUCAGACGAUGAGACUGACGAAGAAAAUGAAGUUUUUGAUGAAAAAGAUAUUUCAGUUUCAUAUCCUACACAAAGUGAUGAUGCUGACAAAGAAAAUGAAAAAUCAGAGCCAAGCGAUGAAAACGACCCUCCAAUUCUGGACCCAGAACUGAACUUAGAUGAAAACAAGGACAUCGAAUCGGAAGGGUUGCCAGAAUCACAGCAAGCAUUGGAUGAAAAGGUUGAUAUGCCAAAGGAAUUAGACCCUUCAGUUUCAAACCCUGGGCAGAACUUUGAUGACAAUAAGGACAUUGAUCAAAGACUGCCACCAAAGUCUCAACAAGCAUCUAGUGAAACAUUGGAUAUACCGAAGGAAUUAGAUCAAAACUAUGAAUCUGAUGCUGAGUGUUCGGUUAAAACUAAUUCUAAUCUCAGCCCAGAUAAUGAUUCUGAAUCUGGUGGGGAAGCAAUACCAGACAGUUUAUAGACGAUGAGUACA